This is a messenger RNA of Caenorhabditis bovis, 711 nucleotides long. The record is from the annotation of a GenBank genome assembly. Lineage: Eukaryota; Metazoa; Nematoda; Chromadorea; Rhabditida; Rhabditidae.
AUGGCCGACACGAAUAGCAUAUUCGAUGUGCGUUCGGCGAGCGAUCUCGACAAAUUCGAAAACGACGCGUGUUUGGCUCGCCAACUAAUGGACGACGGAUUGUUGGCGUCGAGUCAGAUGUGCGACAAAUGCGGCCGAACGAUGAUGUUGCGGAAUCGCGUCAACACGCUCGAGUGGCGUUGUCGCGAAACGAAAAAUCGAGACUGCUCGACGCGAAGUGUCCGAAUUAGGAGUUGGUUCGAGAACUCGAAAAUCUCGCUCAAAACGAUGAUGAAACUCAUUGUGCUCUAUUUGAAUGGGGAAACGACAAAAUCAAUGGAGCAAGCGACGGGCGUCUCGCGUCGGACCGUCAUCCACAUUCGGGCUCAUAUCAAGGAAUUGUGCGAAAGAAUUCUCAAGCGCAACGACGACAAUUUUCCGAUCGAAAUCGUCGAUGUCCGCCUGAAUUUGGGGAAAAUCUUCAAAAAUUUGACAAAUUUUCCAACGUCGCCGUCGCGUCGCGUCAUUCUCCGAAACGGACUCAAUUUGUACAAAAAUCCCGAAAUCGAUCAAAAUUGUCUCGAAACGAUGCGCUCAAAACUUCGCCAAUUCUUCGAUGGUCCCAAUUCGAUUGACGACGAGCAACUCGACGCGAUUAUCGAGGAGAUGGCGAGCCACGAGUUUCGCAACGCGAUUUUUCGCGAAAUUGGCGAAUGCUUGAGAAUGCGAUGA